AUGUCUAGACAAGAAGAAAAAGGAGAGAUAUUAAACCUCGAAAGUUUCUUCCAUCCGCAGCAUCCUUUAACUCUGUUAGAUGAUGAGUUGACUGACGGCGAGCGCUGCAAUGAGUGCGGCCUUCAAAUCUCAGGCCCUGCUUUUACUUGCACGCCCUGCAAAUUCUUCAUCCACAAAUCGUGUGCUGAAUUGCCCUCUCAGAUUCAUCACCCACUUCAUCUCGAUCACCCUCUAACUCUCUCAAACCCGCCUUCUCCGCCUUCCUUCAACGGAAUCUUCGUUUGCGAAUUGUGCUUAAAUAUCCGCGAUGGCUUUUCCUUUUACUGUGCCGAGUGCCAUUUCGCCAUCGACUCCCGCUGUGCCCUCCACAUACCAUUCACAAUUCAACAUGCUGCUCACGAACACCCUUUGUCACUUGUCUUCUCCAAAUUUUAUAAAACUUGUGUUUCUUGCAAUACUAAAACCGGUAUCUUCUAUGAGUGCACCGUGCCCGAUUGCAGCCUCUCCUGCAUCGCCCCCACGACUCUCGACUUUGAUUGUGCUCUUUUGCCAGCCAAAAUAAAACACAUUUACCACAGGCAUCCACUCCAACUUACCCUUUUGCAUUCCGAGGACGACUCUGAUGAGGAGUACUAUUGUGAUGCCUGUGAAAACUUGCGAAACCCAAAUGGAUUGUUCUAUUGCUGCGCAGAGUGUGAGUUUGUUGCUCAUACAUCAUGUGAUGGCACGUUACCAUUGCAACUGAUUCCCCCAACCAAGUCAUCAUUAGCAACUUUCAAAGACGGAAUUCAUGAUCAUGCUCUCACCCUGGUGCCGCUGAGUUUAAUGGAUUGUCACGAUUGCAGCUCUUCGGAUUAUUGUGUCCCCCAUUAUCGUUGCGAAGACUGCAAUUACGACGUCAAUGCCAGAUGUGCCUCCAAGACUCCCAAAACACGCCGAUUAAUCCAAGAAGAGAAGGCAAAACGUUGA
Molecule: messenger RNA, 969 nt
Organism: Camellia sinensis
Lineage: Eukaryota; Viridiplantae; Streptophyta; Magnoliopsida; Ericales; Theaceae
Source: RefSeq, a predicted model, not a curated record